Molecule: messenger RNA, 556 nt
Organism: Salvia hispanica
Lineage: Eukaryota; Viridiplantae; Streptophyta; Magnoliopsida; Lamiales; Lamiaceae
Source: RefSeq, a predicted model, not a curated record
ACCAUUUGAAUCACAGAACACCAUUAUACUCCUCUCUCACCAUAAUGCCGCCGUUCGCGACCGCCGCAAACACUCUCCGGGCUCGCCUGACCCCGUCGCUUCGUACUCGUGGCGGAGGAGGCGGUCCAAGCCGCUGGACCACUCCGGGCCACGAAGAGCGACCCAAGGGUUUUGCCUUCAACCGGACGCCGGAGCCGGCUGGGCAAUCGCGGAAGUGGGAGGAUUGGGAGCUGCCGUGCUAUCUCACCAGUUUCCUAACCGUCGUCAUCCUCGGAGUGGGCCUCAGCGCGAAGCCCGAUCUCACGAUCGAGACCUGGGCCCACCAGAAAGCCCUAGAACGGCUCGAAUCGGAAGCGUCGCAGCGCGCUAACUCUGAUUGACGAAGAAGGUAUCUUCUAUUUGCUUUCGCUUUUCUUUCCCCCCUCUUCUUAAUGAGGGAUGUGGCGACGGAGGGAUCUUCGUGAGAAAUAAAUGUAAUUGACUGACUGGCUUUGCUGUUGGUGUUUUAGACUUUGUUGUUUUCGGAUGCUAUCAAUAUAAGGGAUUUUCAGUGUUA